Molecule: messenger RNA, 2925 nt
Organism: Yarrowia lipolytica CLIB122
Lineage: Eukaryota; Fungi; Ascomycota; Dipodascomycetes; Dipodascales
Biological process (GO): mismatch repair; mitochondrial DNA repair
Cellular component (GO): nucleus; mitochondrion
Molecular function (GO): mismatched DNA binding; ATP binding; ATP-dependent DNA damage sensor activity
Source: RefSeq, a predicted model, not a curated record
AUGAAAAGGGUCUCUCAGAAGGUUCUGAGACGGGUCAACGUGUUAUCACGUGGCAUUCACGUGACGCGGACCUCUCGACAGCAACCGUACACUCCUCACCAGGCCUGGCCCACGAGUUCGGAGAUUGUGGCCUUCAAGACUGGCAAGGCCGCUCGCAAGAAGUUCCAGACAACCUCGGAGACGAUAGAGUUGGUAGAACUCGAAUCGACGGUUUUGGAAGAUGACAAUGUAACUGGUCUUCCGCCUUCAAAGGGUCUCAGUGAGGUGUCGCCGUCGGAUGUGGUUUCUGGUGUGUUUUCGGUGAUGAGCCAGUAUCCGGACAGCGUUGUUUUGACACAGGUGGGCUCAUUUUACGAAUUUUAUGGCUCUCAUGCGGACAAAUGGGGCUCGGAACUGCAUCUGAAGGUGGGAAAGAAGACCUACAACAAGGGCAAGCUCACUAGCAUGACUGGGUUCCCUCUGACACAGCUGGCCAAGUACCUGAAGAUUCUGGUUGAGACGUACCAGCAGAAGGUGGUGAUAUGUGAGCAGGUUGAAACAGAUGAUUCCAGCACAAGUUUGAUGUUUUCAAGACCUGUGACUCGUAUCUACACCCCAGGAACGCUUAUUGAUGAGGACUUCCUACCUACAAACAGAUACAACUACCUGAUGAGCAUUUGGAUUGCUCCCGAGUCGAUAAGACGCCCCGAUGAGACCAAAGACGUGGCUGAAACUCCCGUAGGAAUCUGCUGGCUGGAUGUUUCGCUGGGAACGUGUUCUGUGUCCCGAUCUAGUCUUGGAAAUCUUGCAUCUGAUAUUGCGCGCAUCAAACCCCAGGAGAUUGUCAUGGAAAAACGAAUGAAGGAACUGGAGCUUGAGAACGGCGAGUUUUACCCCGAGUUGGUGGAGUUGCGGUCGGCUCCUCUGUCAUACUCUCAGCCAGCUACUUCUACUACCGAUUUCGAGUUCGAGCCGUUUUUCCGGGUUCCAAAAGCUUACAUUAAUGACACUCUCACCCAAAUUGAUAGUCAUGCUCUCAAGGCCCUUGCUAUGGCUUUGGAGUACUCGAAAUCGCAUUUCCCGCUUGGAACUCUCACUUUCGAUCCUCCCAAUGUCGAGCUGUCGACCGAACAUAUUAUGAAGAUUGACUCGAGAAGUAUCGAGGCUCUGGAGCUGUUCAAGACCAUGAGAGACGCUCGAACCAAGGGUUCCUUGCUGUCUACCCUCAACGGAACGAAAACGGAUGCUGGAACACGGUGUCUGACAGAGUGGCUAUCAGCUCCUUUGAACCACAAGCAAGAGAUUGAGAGACGACUGGACUCAGUGGAGACAUUCAAAACACGUAAUCCGCUGUCGUUGUCACUAUCGGCUCAAAUGGCCCAGGUCAAAGACAUUCUUCGAAUUGCCAACAUGUUUGCCAUUAACAGAGGUAAGCCUUACCAGCUGCUCGAGUUUGCAGACAGCUGUUUGCUUGUAAACGAUAUGUAUCAUCGAUUACAAACCGAACACGCGAAAUCUGCUCUUCCAGAGUCGCUACUUGAGCAAAUGGAACGUCUGAAACAGGUUCCUAUGGAUUUAGUCGAGACUAUUUAUUCUACCAUUGAACGGAGAGAUGUGGACACGUCAUUGUCGGAAAGUUCUGGAUCUGGAGAAGAAUCUGAGUCUUCUGAGUUCUCUUUCGGACAGCUGGAGUGUGAGAUUCGUCCUGAGGCAUCCCCCAAGAUGACAAAGCUGUGCAAGACUCUGGACAAACUGCAUAACAAAAAGACACAGCUUCAGGAGGACAUUGUGGAGGAGAUGACGAAGCUGUUCCCUAAGUUUCGGUCAUCCAGACGCAAGGUGGAGCUCAAGGUGAAUGUUAUGGGCCCGGUGGUAUCAAUCUCUGGACGUCCCAAUAACAUGCCUGACCAGUUCAUGGGCUGUGAAGUUACCAAACGAAAGUCUUUGUGUUCGUUUGUGUUUCCUGAGUGGGUCAAACUGGCUCAGAAUAUGGACGAUGUCCAUGUCAAGAUCAGACAGGAGGCCAAAACGAUAUUGGACGGGCUGAUGGAGAAUAUCAAGGACAAGCAUCAGGAUAUCCGAGCUGUAGGCGCGUCUUUAGCCUACAUUGACACUGUCAUUUCCCUGGCUAAUCUAGCAAAUGAAUUCAACAUGGUUCGACCGACUACUGUCGAAUCAGGGCCCACUGAGAUUGUCGACGGACGUCAUUUGACUGUUCAACAUUCGUUGAGGGUAGGAGGAACGCAGUUUGUGUCCAAUACGUGCCGCCUGGACCCCGAAGAUCAAUAUGUGUGGGUUGUCAGUGGCCCCAACAUGGGCGGAAAAUCGACUUUUCUGCGUCAGAACGCCAUAAUCGUGCUGCUGGCUCAAAUGGGCUCGUUUGUGCCUGCGAAAUCGGCUCAGAUUGGUUUGGUGGACCGACUAUUUGUGCGAGCUGGUGUGGCCGACGACCUGUUCCGAAACAAGUCGUCCUUCAUGGUGGAGAUGAUUGAGACUUCUGUCAUCUUGCGUCAAGCAGGACCCAAAUCUAUGGUUAUCCUGGACGAAGUAGGACGAGGAACAUCCUUCAGAGAUGGUAUUGCUGUCGCAUACGCUACGCUGGAUUACCUGUACCGUUUUUCCAAGUCCAGAGUUCUGUUUGCGACCCAUUUUGCUAACGAGAUCACAAAUUUGUUCCCUGACAACUACGACACUUCCGGAAUUGCAUACUACAUGUCUGAAGUGCUUGAAAAGGAGGACUACUCCAGCAAGAAUCUGCUAGCAGUAGACCCUUUCCAGCGGACAGCUCACAGUCUGUACUCUCUGACCCUAGAGGGAGUGCAGUUCACCAGACGAAUUGUACCGGGUAUCAGCCAGGACUCGCAUGGAAUCCAGAUUGCCCAAGCUGCGGGGUUUCCCAAGGAGGCCGUGGAAAGUGCAUUGGAGGUGGUGGCCAAAUCCAAGUAG